Messenger RNA from Callithrix jacchus (white-tufted-ear marmoset), 3126 nucleotides. It is a transcript of the gene ZCWPW1, whose product is annotated as zinc finger CW-type and PWWP domain containing 1. The record is from RefSeq and is a predicted model, not a curated record. Lineage: Eukaryota; Metazoa; Chordata; Mammalia; Primates; Cebidae. Gene Ontology annotation, molecular function: zinc ion binding. Gene Ontology annotation, cellular component: nucleus.
CAAGAGUGAGGGACGUUCACUUUCUACAUUUCUCUCAUUUUUCUCCUCCUUUGCGACAUCCUUUCCACCAAAGGAUGGUUCAGUCCCAUUGUAUUCUGUGCCUACUAUGGUGAAAUUACUGCUCUGCUGGAUGCCUUGAAUGAAAGAAAUACGACUUAAAAACAGUCCUGCUAGAGGAACAUAAGAAUUCAUAGGGAUUGGCUGCAUUGUUCCGGAGUGAAACAGGUGUCACGCUGUCACUGUUCACACAAAUUUUUAAUAAGAAACUUCCUUACCAAGGGAGCAUCUUUGGACUCUCUAUUUUUAAAACCUCCUGAACCAUGACUUGGAGCCGGCAGAGUAGGCUGUGGCUGUAGACUUCAGCACAACCAUCACCAUUGCUGUUCAAAGAAAUUACAAUUUACGUCCAUUCCAAGUUGUAAAUGCUGGUCUUUAUUUUAUUUUAUUUCCCAAUAAAAAGACCAUUAACUUAAAAAAAAAAAAAGAAUUCAUAGGGAGAGAAAAGGCAUUUAAAUACCUAUUAUAAAGUUGAAUGUGGUACAUGCCACCAGCUAUGUGCAGAGUAUUCAGGAAGCUCAGAAGAAAGAUAUACCUGGGAGGAUCAUUAUAAUUUUUAUUGAGGAGAUGUCAUAAGAGCUGUGAAUAAUUUAUAGAUUUUGACUAGUUUUUAAAAAAUUGCUCUUAAUUUUCCAUAACAUUUUAUCUAAAGUAAAAAUGAGCAAAUUAUACAGUUUCACAUUUGGAUAAUUCAGCUUCCUGCAUGUUUAUAUUUAUCACCUUUGACUUAGUAGUUCCCAAACCUGGAAGCAUAUCAGAAUCAACUGGCCUUGUAAAAUUCCAGAUUGCUAGGCCUCUCAUGUCAAACUACCUCAUCAGCAUCUCAGGGCUGGGGAGUGGAGUAGGCAGCAAGACACCCAGGAAUCUGAAUUUGAUAAAAGCUCUCUCCAUAUAAUUCUGUUAUGGCCAAAGGGUAAUGUUUGGCAAUCUCUGUUAGAUUGUAUGUUUCACAAAUUCCACUUGAUCACAUUUCUUUCAGAAUGUGGAAAGGGACCAAAGAGAAUCUUUGCCCCACCUGCACAAAAAUCUUACAACCUGAUACCUUUUAGCCCUAACUCACCCAAAGAGGAGACCCUGGGGAUCAGUUCCCCAGAGACAGAGGCCAGGAUAAGCCUGCCAAAGCCCAGGUUAAAGAAGGAGGAAAAAGCAACUACAAACAAUGCUUCCAGCAGGGGCCAGGAAAAAAAAAGAAAGGCACAAAACAACAAGCAAGCAGAGAAGAAAGAAAAGGAAAAGUCAAGUCUUACCAAUGCAGAAUUUGAGGAGAUUGUCCAGAUUGUGCUGCAGAAGUCCCUUCAGGAGCACUUGGGGAUGGGAUCUGGCCUUGAUUUUGCAGAGACUUCUUGUGCCCAGCCCAUAGUAUCUACCCAGUCAGACAAGGAGCCAGGAAUUACUGCUUCUGCUACUGAUACUGACAAUGCUGAUGGAGAGGAGGUACCACAUACUCAAGAGAUUUCAGUGUCUUGGGAAGGUGAAGGUGUCCCUGAGAUAAGGACAUCUAAGCUAGGCCAAUCAGAUCCUGCACCCUCUGAGAAGAAAUCCAGUAGACUCUCUUUAAGCAAAAGAAAGAAGGAAGCUGGAGAUGAGAAGGUGGAGAAAACUCAAAGUGAACAUGAGCUCAGACAGAAAGACCAACUAAAGAAAACAGUUCAGGAUCAUUCCCAGAUCAGGGACCAGCAAAAAGGAGAGAGAAGUGGUUUCGAUCAAUGUCUGGUCUGGGUCCAGUGUUCCUUCCCAAACUGUGGGAAAUGGAGGCGGCUGUGUGGGAACGUUGACCCCUCAGUUCUCCCAGAUAAUUGGUCCUGUGACCAGAACACAGCAGAUAAGGAGUAUAAUCGCUGUGAUAUUCCUGAGGAGACCUGGACGGGGCUUGAGAGUGAUGUGGCCUAUGCCUCCUACGUCCCAGGAUCCAUCAUUUGGGCCAAGCAAUACGGUUACCCCUGGUGGCCAGGCAUGAUAGAAUCUGAUCCUGACUUGGGGGAAUAUUUUCUUUUUACUUCCCAUCUUGAUUCUCUGCCGUCUAAGUACCAUGUGACAUUUUUUGGAGAAACAGUUUCUCGUGCAUGGAUCCCAGUCAACAUGCUGAAGAACUUCCAGGAGCUGUCCCUGGAGCCAUCAGGCAUGAAAAAGCACAGAAACAAGGACUGCAGCCAGCAACUGGGGGUGGCCCUGAUGAUGGCUCAAGAGGCAAAACAGAUCAGCAUUCAGGAACGGGUUAACUUGUUUGGUUUCUGGAGCCGAUUCAAUGGAUCUAACAGUAAUGGGGAAAGAAAAGACUUACAGCUCUCUGGGUUCAACAGCCCAGGAUCCUGCUUGGAGAAAAAGGAGAAGGAGGAAGAGUUAGAAAAGGAGGGAAAGAAAAUGGACCCAACUUUGCCCAGUUGCAACCAAGUCAAAGCACAGACCAAAAAAAACAAGCCAAGAGGCACGGCAGGUGGCGGAGGCAGGACACUGCAGAGGAAGAUAAUGAAGAGAUCUCUGGGCAGGAAAUCCACAGCUCCUCCUGCACCCAGAAUGGAAAGGAAAGAAGGCCAAGGGAAUUCAGAUUCUGACCAGCCAGGCCCUAAGAAAAAAUUUAAAGCUCCCCAGAGCAAGGCCUUGGCAGCCAGCUUUUCAGAAGGAAAAGAAGUUAGAAUGGUGCCAAAGGACCUGGGCCCACCAGCACGUGAGGGUGCCUGCCCCUCAGCUGCAAAAGAAGAGCCCAGACCCCGGCAACCCCUGACCCAGAAGGCUGGAAGUGUCUCCAUUGACGACGAAACCUCCAGUGACCUGGACUUGGAGCAACUCAUGGAAGAUGUUGGGAGAGAGCUGGGUCAGAGUGGGGAGCUGCAGCACAGCGACAGUGAUGGCGAGGACUUCCCUGUGGCCCUAUUUGGGAAGUAGCUGGUGCUCCUGUACUCCCUCCUCUUCUCCCUUCUCUGGGGUACAGGAGAGAGAAGUUGCUAAGUGCUGGGGGUGUUUGUUGUCUUUGAGGUUCAAGUGUGUUGCGUAGUUUCUGUGUUAAUAAAGCAGGUUACGGUCAGCUGGCUUGGCUGGUCUCUAACUGUCCCCUGUUGGCUGCUCCCCCUC